CCGGUAAUCACCAAAUUGAAAGAGUGCGAGGCUUCAAAUUCUAGUUCCUCUCCUUUGCCCCUUGCUUGGAUCUUUCUAUAUCUCUCGUCAAAUCGUCAUCAUCCCAUCAUACCUCUUACCUUUGAUUCAUGAGAUUCCUCAACCAUGUCUCCUUCUAGAGUUUCUCUACCCAACAGUACCUUGGAUCGCUUCCCUCAUAUCCACGAUGAUCCGAGUACCCUUCCUCGGUCCCUGGACCCAUUCACUAUCACCACGGCCACAGGGUUCCUGCCCUUUCUCACCUCUCCAACCCAGCUACCUUCUGUCUUCCAGCCUUUAAUGUCAUUGCUUGAACGCCUCCCUGUCGUCCGAGCAGAUGGCAACCCAGGUCUUCUUGCUACAUACGAGCUCGGUCCUGCUGUUUUGGCCGAGCUCCCUGACCUGACCGAGGAGAUCGACAAGCUGGUUACAUCUGAUGGGGCACCAGAUCUCUACAUGGUCACUGCCGCGUUCCGUGACUACUCCUUCCUUGCCUCCUCGUAUCUCCUUGAGCCAUGCUGGGAGAGUUGGUGUAGAAAGCCUGAUCAGGGCUAUGGACUCGGACGGGACGUAUUGCCUAAGUCUGUGGCUCGUCCGAUGUAUCGCUGUGCCCAAAUCCUCGAUAUACCCCCUUUCAUGUCCUAUGCAGCAGCAUACUCACUCUUCAACUACACCCUUGCUGACCCCGCCAAGGGCCUGGCUUACCCAAACCUGCGUCUUGUGCGCGCCUUCGAGAAGGGUCUUGACCCCAAGAGCUCCGAAGCCGGCUUCAUCUUGACUCACGUGGAUAUGGUGAAGGAAUCCAACGGUCUUAUAAGCGGUGCACUCAAGGUCGUCGACAACGUUGAGCAAGGCCACCGCUCGGUGGUCAACGAUGGAUUCCGAGAGAUUCUAGCUUCAAUGGAAAAGAUCGAAGCCUCAAUGGAAGACAUGUGGGCCAACUCCAAGCCACACGACUAUCUCUCAUUCCGUGUGUUUAUCUUCGGAAUCACCUCCCAAUCCAUGUUCCCGAAUGGUGUCAUCUACGACGGAGUCCUCAACAACCAGCCACUAUUCUUCCGCGGCGAGAGUGGUGCUAACGACAGCAUGAUUCCCCUCCUCGACCAUCUCUGCCAGAUUCCAAUGCCCUCCACUCCGCUCACCAAGAUCCUACACGAGUUCCGCGCCUACCGGCCCCUGCCCCACCGCGAAUUCCUUGCCUUCAUGAAUUCCAAAUCCGAAGAAGUCGGCACCCGCAACUUUGCCGUCCAAGACACCGAAACUGCUAUCCUCUUUCUCAAGACUCUGAACCACGUCCGGAGCUUCCGCUGGAGGCACUGGCUCUUUGCCCGCGAGUAUAUCAUCCGCCGCACUCCUCAUCCGACCGCCACGGGAGGUAGUCCCAUUGUUACCGUAAGUCUCUUUCAUCUUUCCCUCCCUCCAGGGCCAAAUACACCACUCUGAAAUAAGCUAUUAACCACGACUUUUUGGGGUUGUCAUGCAGUGGCUACCCAACCAGUUGUCCGCCGUGAUGGAUUUGAUGGUCUCAGUCUAUGAUACUUAUCUUGCGCCGCAGAAGGAAGGGCCGGGCGCGACGGGGCCGGAUGGGCAGACUGGAUAUGCGAGUGAGAAGUAUCUGAAACA
Aspergillus saccharolyticus JOP 1030-1 is the source of this 1641-nucleotide messenger RNA. Its product is annotated as indoleamine 2,3-dioxygenase family protein. The record is from RefSeq and is a predicted model, not a curated record. Gene Ontology annotation, molecular function: metal ion binding; heme binding. The transcript has 4 exons. Lineage: Eukaryota; Fungi; Ascomycota; Eurotiomycetes; Eurotiales; Aspergillaceae. Bases 145 to 1461 code for a protein of 438 amino acids.